Molecule: messenger RNA, 6573 nt
Organism: Plectropomus leopardus (leopard coralgrouper)
Lineage: Eukaryota; Metazoa; Chordata; Actinopteri; Perciformes; Serranidae
Gene: arhgef5
Product: Rho guanine nucleotide exchange factor 5
Biological process (GO): intracellular signal transduction; activation of GTPase activity
Cellular component (GO): cytoplasm; nucleus
Molecular function (GO): protein binding; guanyl-nucleotide exchange factor activity
Source: RefSeq, a predicted model, not a curated record
CUCCAUAUCAACCAAUCGCUGCUCUAAGACAGAGACACCAAGGAGGUGUACUUCCUGUGUUUCGCGAGAGAAGAAUGGGGCAGGAGAGAGGAGAGACUUAAGGACUUUAUUUUGCCAGGGGGUGUCCACACAGGCGAUCUCAUCGAAAGUAGAGGGCAGGGAAAAAGGCUCAAGUGGCAGACAGAGUUUUGCUUGAUUUAUUAGCGAUCUCUCUUUUAAGUAGCAGCCACUGAGAGGACAAGACAGAGAGAAGGAGGAGGAGAAAGAUAAGUGUCAAUCUGUUGAAACUUGUUUGGGAAUUUGAGGAAGGAGGGGAGGUGGGGAGAGAGAGGCAGCAAGAGGGAAAAGCAAGGGGAGCUUAGGCGUAAACAUUAAGUUUUUCACAGGAGUUCAAGUAUUUUAGAAAAGAGAGAAGCAGUUUUGUUGAGAAAAGGGAAGACAUUUGUUAUGUCAGCCAGACAAUGUGAAAACAGGGAAUGAAUUCUUGUGUGUUGUGCAAUCUCAUGCUUUUGAGCUGAGCUGGACCGGGAGGGGGGAGACCACAGAGCUCCCCAGGACACAACAUUCAGGUUCUCCAAAUUAUGAUACAAUGGGGACCAAAAGGCCCAGCUGCACCCUCUUUGACACUAACAUAAACACAUCAGACCGCAAGCUUCAACCAGGUGGAAAAAUCUCCCGGGAUCCAAGUCCAAGGCCAGCGAUGACCGCCCAGUCGGAGCGAGAGAGAGACCGAGAGGAAGACAGGAGGAGGGAGAGAGAAACUGAGAAAAUGAGAGACAAAGGGAGAUACAAAGAUUUGGACCCCCGGGAUAGAUGCUAUGAAAGAGACCGAGGUCCUGCACCCCGGCCCAGAGAGGGAGAGAGAGAGUGGAGGGAAAGAGACAUGAGGCAGGGGGGUGACAGAAGCAGAAACGGGAGGCCGCUAUCAAAUCUGGAGAAGGAGACAGAGAGGGAGGUGGAGAGGGGGCUAAAGAAAGGCGACACGUUUCCCAGAAUGACGAAAAGCAGUGCAGAUCGUAGCACAGGAAUGGCGACUGAAACAUAUGACAGGAGAGAGGACAGGAGGCAGAGAGACAGGCCGAAAAGAGUAGAUCCAGAUGAUUGGGAUAGAGAGAGGGCACGGCAGAGGGAGAAGUACAGAGAAAGAGAUGAGGUCCGAAGCAGGGGAAAAGAUGAGGGACAAGGGAGACCUGUGGAGGAUGAGAAAUCCCGAAAGAGGUAUCAGGAGUUUGAUGUCGGUUUACAAGACAAGAGAAGAGAAGUGGGUGAUUCUUGGGACAGAAGAGAAAGGGACGAAGUUAGAAAAAGAGAAAAGUCAAGGCCUAUCAUGGGAGACAGGGAGGCCAGAGUGCCGUCUCCUCACAGACGAAGAGACAGAGAGAUCUCAGACAGGAAAGAGAGGGAGAAGGCACAAAGCAGAGAGGGAAGGAGGGACACCAGGAGCGAAGGAGACAGUGACGAGAGAGAGCUGAAGAGGGAGAGAAUGAGGGACAGAGAGAGGCAGGAGUUGACAUAUCAACACAGCAGAAGCGAGGGGGACAACAAGGGCAAAACUUGGGAGAGAGAUCGAGAUAGGCAGGGACACCGCAAGGAGGACAGGCAGAGAUACAGAGACAGAGAAGUGGAUCAAUCCAGGAGAAAGGAAGGCACGGAGAGGUACAGAGAGGCUGACAGGAGAGCAGGGAGGGAGGAAAGUGCGAGAGACUUGAGGAAUGACAGGAGAGAGGAGGACAGAUAUAAAGAGCGUGAGCAGAGGAGAGGUAAGGAAAGGGAGGCUGAUCCGAGGUGGGAUGACUCAACAGGCAGAAGCAGCAGAUCCCAGACGGCCCCUAGGGUGCCGCCAAGAGCCCAGAGCAGCGGAGAGUGGAGCAGUGACAUGGACAGCGACAUGAGACACAGGAGAGGUAGGGACAGUUAUGAGGAAAGGGAAUCGGGGAGGGAGAGCACUGCUGAAAGCGACAGAGAAGAACAGAAAAAUACAGCUUCUGAGAGAAAAAGAAGUGAGACAGACAGAGGGGAAACGAUGGCACAGAGGAGGAUGUGGUUAGAGCCACAGAGGGGCAAGAGUAGUAAAGACGAAUUUGUUAACAGAGAGAGACACACAAGGGAGAGAGAAAGGAGGAGAGAAGAAGACAGGAGUGUAGAGUCGCAGGCUGAGUGGGAAAGAGCGGGGCGGCGAGUAAAAGAGGAACCAGAUGAGUGGUACUCGGACCAGAGCAGCUACAGAGGAAGACGUGAAGGGAAGACUGAACACAGGGGAGGCUCAGAGAGGGAGACAGAGGGUAUAAGUGUAGAUGGGGAGGACGUGGCUGAAGUCUGGAGAGAAGUAGAUAAGCGAGAGAAGGAAGAUCUGUCUGACAGUGAUGGAGGGAUAGAAGGAGGCAGGCGAAGGGAUGAGGAGAACUUGACAGAUAACACAGAGGAGAGUGACAGAGAGGAAGAGGGUGGCAGCGAUUCUUGGGCACGCUCUGAGAGUGAAGGAGGAAGUGAGACAGGGUGGAGGCAAGAGAGGGACAGAAUGCUGUCAGGAGAGGACGGCUUUGUGACCGUGUCUAGCGGCGGGGACGAGGAGGACGAAAGAGAGGAAGAAGAGUUUGUGGACUGUCCAGAGUUCUGGGAAAGUGGAGGCGCAUACGAUGGACCUUCAAGGUCAUCGUAUGCCGCCAAGAUGUGUGAGGGACAGGAGGAUAGGGAAAGGGACAGGGCAAUGGGAAAGGAGGAGGCAGCUGAUGAAGAGGAACAGGGGAAGAAGCCAAAGUACGUCUUCUGUGUGAUUGGGCAAACGCUGCCUAGGUCAAAAAGUGGAGAGAGGUCAGAUCACAUGGGAGGAUUGGAAAGAGAUCCAAAUUUAGACAGUCGUCAUCAUUGUAGUGAUGAGGACACACUGAAAGCUCAUCAUGACCUGCAUCUGACACUGACAAGAAAUGAUGAACGCACGGUCAUCAACAACCAGGACACAGAGAGCAGAAGUGACGUGCAGAGGGAGGACGAGCCAAGCACAGCAAAAACAACUGAAGUCAGACACAGAUCGUCGUCAGAGCUUCACAGAGACACCGCAGAGGGGAUGAGGAGCAAAGUGGAGCACCCGUACGCCGAAAUAGGGACAAUUAAAAGAGACUCACAGACCGAAAAACUCCUCAUUGAGUGGAGAGAGAAGAAUAAAGAAGAGGUUGAAGGAGAGCAAACCUCGCCAAUCCCGUGUAAUCCCUAUGGGGACGUUUGUUCUCAGGUGGAUUUUGAAAACAUUCAACCCCUCUUGGAAGGAAUUAACAUUGGAGCAAUGAGUCCAGAAGAGGUGGAGGCAAUUCGGAUCCGAAUGAGCGGGGCAUGGAGCAUGUCCGAGGAGCCCAAGCGGCAUUCCCAAGCCCCCCACCUUAAAUGGGCCAAAAGUGUGGUGCGAGAGAUUCUGGGACGCUCGGAGGAAAAUGCUGCGGAAGAACCCAAUGCAGAGGUAGAUCAAGGGGUCGAGCAGUCCGAAAUGGCGGUCGUGAAACAACAGGAAGCAGAAGAGAGCGGCAAAGUUUUAAAGUUGGACGAUCAGCACUGGGAACCGGAGCUGGAGGAGGAGGAAGAGCCGUUGGAGAUGGAGGAAUUAAGAGGUAUGGGGCCGAGCCAAGCCGACAUGCAUGCUGACCAGUGCUCUACUAUGCAUGGUGACACACCCACAUACACUCAUGCUGACACACUGUUAGACACUGAGGGGAAAGAGGAUCACAGUAUGGACAAAGACACUGAGCCGUCCGGUCAUCUUCAGUUAGAAAAAGCAGCAGUAGAGGUAAAAAUUAGCAAAAAAGCAGGGGAAUUAUCAGAAAUGGAAAAAGAAGAAAACAGAAAGAAGGAGGUGGAGAUGUAUUUAUCUGUUAGCAGCACGCUGUACAAGCCCAACAGCUGCCCUAUUCUUAAUUAUGAGUCUGACCUCCCUGUUCCCUCCACAGAGGGUGAAGACCGGGAGGAGGAAAACAAAAUGGGUGAAAGUGACGAAGACGGGCAGGGAGAGGAGCCUGUGAGUGCUGCAGGGGAGGUGGGAGACAUGAGGGUGGGAGAGGAAACAAAGGUGGGUGGCAGAGAGGGAGAGGCAGAAAGUAAAGUAGAGGCGGCGACUCUGACAAGCAGCUGCAGUUUUCGAGAUUUGGGUCCUGAGGCUCGAUUACGGAGAAGGGGAAUCCGUAAAACCACUGAAAGAAGAACUGGAGAGCUUGUAGAAGUGGAAGAAGAGGAAGGUGUUGGAAGGGAUCGCAGAACCAGAAUAUUCUCUACAACAGAUGAUGAGGAUGCUGGGAGCAAAAGCUGGGGAGAAGUAGAGCUGAGGAAUGUUUUGGAAACAAUCGACAGACGAAAGAGGAAUUCAAGGUUUUUCAAUGCUGCCCAGCUCUACCAGCAGUACAGCGAGGCUGCCCAGAACUUUGAGAUCCUGCGCCAGGCUCGCCCUGAUGUCACCUCUGUGUGCGAGGACAACACACCAUCACCCGCGCCCUCGCCUCCUCCUGCCCGCAGACCUCUGCCUCCUCUACCCCCUGUCCCGCACCCGCACUCCUUGACCCACACAGGCUCCAUCACCAGUGGCAAUAGCUUGCCUCUCCCCGAGCCCCCCAGGAGUGAAGGCAGGCCUUCCUCCCCACGUCUGUCCAUCUGUCUCUCGCAGUCGGCCACACUGUGGCGGGACCUGCCGGGGGUCAGGAACAGUGUUGAGCUGGAGGAGCUCACAGAGGACCAGAGGAGACUACAGGAGGUCAGAUUUGAGGUGGUAACUUCAGAGGCCUCCUACUGCCGGAGUUUGGACAUUGUUGUUGGACACUUUGUCAAGUCCAAACAGCUGGGGUCGCUGUUAACCACUCAAGAUAGAAACUGGCUAUUUUCCAGACUUGCUGACGUCCGUGCAAUCAGCCACAGUUUUUUGUCAAAGCUGGAGGAGCGGGUGGAAUCAGACAUGAUGCAAUUCACCGUGUGUGAUAUCAUCGCUCGGCACUGUCAGCGCUUCAAAAUGGUUUAUGUCCCCUACCUCACCAACCAGUCCUACCAGGACGCCACCUACCAGAGACUCAUGAACGAGAAUGCUGGGUUCAAGCGGAUUGUGGAGAAAUUAGAGAGGAGUCCUGUUUGUCAGAGGCUUCCUCUUCGCUCUUUCCUCGUCCUUCCCUUCCAGAGGAUCACAAGAAUUAAGCUGCUGGUCCAGAACAUUGUGAAGAGAACAACCCCUGGUACUGCGGAGGCCACACAGGCCAUCAAAGCUAUGAAACUUCUGGAGAAACUGAUUCAAGAGAGUAACGACAGCAUCACUCAGAUGAAAAGCAUUGAGUCGCUGGUCUGUCUCAGUGCGAAGGUGGACUUUGAGUGCAGGACUCUCCCUCUGAUCAGUCAGUCUCGGAGGCUGGUCCGGGAAGGGCUCGUCACUGAACUGAUGGAUUUCUCUCUUAAGGAUACUGAGAGGAAUAUUUAUUUGCACCUGUUCAAUGACUAUUUGCUACUUUCACUACAAAAAGAAGGGGGAAGGUUCACAGUAAUAGACCACGCUCCUGUGUCCGACCUGCGGGCCGAGAACUGUCGUGUCAAGCUUCACUCCCUCCAGAAGAACUUGUUCCGGCUGCACAUGACACACAGAGCCCUCCUGCUACGGACUGACACACAGAGUGAUAAGCUACGUUGGAUAUCCGCUCUUUCCCGGCCGCAUGCUGAAAUUGAUUUUUCUGCCGCACAAGAUUUUAAACAGAUGCAGUGUAUCCGAGCUUUUCUCGGCCAGCAGCCUGAUGAGCUGUCAAUGGAAAAAGCUGAUAUCAUUCUAGUGCACCAGCAAAGCAGUGACCAUUGGGUAGAAGGGACGAGGCUGUCUGAUAGGCAUCGUGGAUGGGUGCCCGAGUCCCAUUUGGAAACCAUAACCAACUCUAGAGUCCGGCAACGCAACCUGUCAGAUGCCCUCAAACUAACGACGGCCACAGCUGCUGUUUGACGAGGAUGCUCAGACUAAAGAGAGGGACGUCUUGAAAGCACAGUAAAGGAUGAGACUCUCAGUUGUCUGCUUCUACCUGCUGGAAAAUGGACUAUGGACAUUUAGUGCCCCGAAUGGGGAUUUUUGUCGUUGAAUUGUUCACAAUGCAGCAACUGAAAUGCUGUGAGAAUGCAUCUCAGUGUAGCAUUGGGUCUCACUUGAUUCACUCAGUGGAGCAAUAUAUUGCCUAAGAGCAAUGCGUGGACUGCUGAGGCCUGCCUGAAAGGCAUUAAGGACAUUGUGACUCUAUUAACUGUUAUCUACAGUACAUUACUAAUAGUGUGUGUGCUGUAAUACAUUAAUGGACUGGUGUUAUACAAAAAAAGUGUUUUAAAGGGAAAUUAUCUUUUUUUUUCCAAGAAAUGCUGUAUUUGGAAAAUGUAUUAUAAUGUGUGUAUAUUGGAGAGAAUCUUAACAGUUGAGUGUGUGUGGUGCAUGUCUGUUAAAAAGUUGGCCCCUGCAUGCAGGAGAGCUGACAGGAUUCAUGCAAAAUGUAUAAGGCGAUUUAAAGAUGUACAGAGCUUACACAGUGAGGACAAUGACAUUUCAAUAAAUUUAGACUGGUGGAAUAAAAUCACUUUUGAACAUGC